GUGACUUUACCGUUUGGUAAUAACGGAGUACGUUGACCAUCGAAUAUAAAAUUCAACGCUCAAGUGAAUCAGAAAUAUGGCAUCGAAAAAAAAAUAAGAACAUAAUUUAUAAAAUUCUCCGUCGCAGAGCUUUGUCGGAUAAACACAAAACUGCAAAUAUAGAAAUAACUCUACUACCGUCAAACUUAUUCUUUCUAACCUCGAGUGACACAGGCGAAAACCGAGAAAAAAUCUUUUGUUCGAAGCAGCCCGAAACGAAUGGGAAAAGCAAGUGCAGAUAUCGAAGAAUUUUGCUGUUAAAAAGGACAGGUACUAAGGUGUACGGAGAGUUCGAGAGUCACGUGACGAUGGAAUUUGAGUGUACGGCCUAGAGAUGGCGCGAUUCCUCGCUUGAGAGGAGACGAGAGAGUUUCGUUGUCUCUCCGCUCUCCGGAUUACGGAAAAAGGAAGGAAAGCUCGUCGGCCGUGAAGUCGUCGAGAGGAGCAAGAGGGGACACACUUUUACACGGGGGAACGCGAAGGAAGGAUUAUUUUUUUCGAAAGAAGAUUGUAUUUAAUUUUCAUCUUCAGUUGCGACGUGUGACGCUCGCUAACUGGGUAAAUACUAAAUUAGCGCAUAGAGUGCAAAGAAACCGAUUGAAAAAAUAAAAGAGACGGAGGCUCGCCAUUGUUUGCAUUUUUCGUGCGAUUGAUGGAUCGGAAUCGCAGAUUUGACACGUACUACGAGGAAUAAUUGAACGUUGGAGGUGGCGAUCAAUGAUGGAUCCUCCGGUGAGCCCGAGCAAGGAUUCGGUCGAUGUGAACCUGCCCGAAAUUGUACAGGCGGAAACCGUUGAAACGGAAAAUUCCGUGAAAUCAUCCAUCGAAGAUUAUCCCAUUGAUAUUAAAGAAGAAAUAGAAAAUGGGGAGAUACCUGAAAAAAAGGAGGUUGCCGAUGUUUCGAAAGCAAAGACAAUUGUAUCGACCGAAAAUGGCGCUAAUGAGCAAGAAAUUCCAAAAGGAAUUGAAACCGUUGCUGUAAAAAAAGAGGAAGAAACGAAAAAAGAAUCGCCAGUAGCAGAAACGAAAAUCGUCAGAGUGACUAACGUCGGUAAAACCCGAGUAUCACCAGUCACGGAAAUAAAAGAAGUCAAACGAAAGCGCAGAAGUACAAGUGAUCAGCAAGACGAAACGUCAGUCGAUGAAAUCGAGUCCCGACCCAAACGAGUCAAAGUGAAAAAUACCAACGACAAUUAUUGCUGGCGUUGUCACAAGGACUCGGUCGACGCACGAUGCAGCGCUUGUCCACGUUCGUGGCAUCGAAAAUGCAUGGGUGGUCAACCACCCACCUCGAUUAACGAGACCUGGAUUUGUGGCGAAUGCGCGACUAUUUUGAGAGCUGAAAACGCCGAAACCCGUUCUGAAGUUGUUGCUCACAUGUCAAUCGAUCACCUUUGCAUGCUCCUCAAAUACAUCGUCGAACGCAUGCGGAGUUGUCCGGGGUCAGAACCAUUCUGGAAAGCCGUCGACCUCACCGAGGUUCCAAAUUACAUGGAUUACGUUAUUAGGCCUAUGGAUCUCAAUCUCUUAGAAUCGAACGUUCGUGCCAAAUUAUACGGCAGCACUGACGCUUUUAUGGCAGAUGCUAAAUGGAUACAGCACAACUGCAUUGUAUUCAAUACUUUAUUCUCAUUAGGCGGUGGAGUAUACGCGGAUACGUCAAAGUUGACGAACGCAGCGAAGCAAAUAAUAAAAACGGCGAAACAGGAAGUGGCGGAAAUUGAGGCUUGUCCGGAUUGUUACGCGCGAGGUAGAAACUUGCCGCGUCCGCAUCCCAUGUGGUUCAUCGAAGCGUGUCGUCGUCCGCAUCCAUUGAUAUGGGCAAAAUUGAAAGGAUUUCCAUUUUGGCCGGCGAAAGCGAUGCCCCGAGUGAAUGGUCAAGGCCAUGUGGACGUGCGUUUUUUCGGGCAGCACGAUCGUGCAUGGGUAGCCCCGAAAGACGUUUACUUAUACUCACGAGAUCCACCGGCGCCGAUGCCGCGCAAAAGGAAACUCGAAAUGGCCGAGUGUAUAAAAGAAAUAACGCGACACUGUCGAAAGCUUGAAAUGUCGUUCGGACCGUUUCAAUUUGCGCCGGCAAAAACUUCCUAUAAUCCGAAUGAUCCGAUGCAAAUAAAAAUAAUGUUGCCGCAAUACGAUCCAUCACGACCAAGCGAUUCGACUCCGUCCGUGGGAGGGCCAACGCGCCGAAAAUCACCGUUACGAAAACGUAGCACACUGCUCAAACGUAAAAUGGACAGUAGUGAAGUUUCGACAGUCGAAGAGCCCACGGUCGAAUCAUCGACGAAAGAAUCGUCGACUUCGCCACAAAUUGUAACUCCGAAUGAGCAUGAGAAAUCCAAGGAUACUACGAUUCUUGAAACGCCAGUGAGCGAGCCACAGAGACCAAAAAAACGAAUGAAAAAGUCAUUGAACAGCGAGACGAAAAACACAACACAAGAGAAAGAGCCAAGCUCACCGAUUCAAGUGAUUGAAACAAGCUCAACGUCGACGGUCGAUGAUGUCUCCAUCAUAGCCGGAGCGAUGAGCAACGGUUCACCGGAAACUCCGAGCAUCGCUACACCGUUAAAAACAGUAAAUCAGAGCAAAGCCAAGAGCGAAAAGACUGAUGUGCCACUAGAAAAAUCAUUAGCCGCGUUACUGAGAACCGUUAAUCCUAAAGGACGUUUAUCUCAUCCUCGAAAUCUUAACGUUAAAUCUGCUGGUGGCACACCAAACACAUCGAAAAAUGAGUCUAAAGUGUGCACGAUCAAAGUUUACAAGCCAAAAGCUCGUAUGCUGGAUAAAGUUAACGCGGAAAAAGCGAUGAAAUCGUCCAACGAGAAAGAGCAUGAUAAAUUGAAGGAAAUUGAUUCACCCAAGUCGACUGAACCCAAAAUAAUCAAUGGAAUUCUGACGCCUGUACCGAUCGCGACGACUCCCACGCCCGGUAAUUCGGGGCCCGGUACAACCAGCGGCAGCGUUUCACUGCUGCACAACAAACGCGACAACAAUAUCAUUAUUACGAAUUCUCUUUUAAAAAUGUCAGCAAAGAAGUUACCACCCCGUAUAUUGGUACUGAACAAUGGAACACUGGAGCCCAAACGAACGUCCCCAGUCGUGGAAGAAAAGAGACCAAGAGCCGCUGAACCAGCUGCCAAACGGGUUCAGUCUGAACCUCAAAUUCUGGGUCCUGGGGCACAGAAAAAACAGAGUAGAGCGAAAAAGUCGUUUCCUAAUAAAGCUCCCCGAUUGCCGCAACUGUUGCCGAAGAUGCCAAAACCACCGGGAAACUCUCUCGAUGCAAUGGUUUAUAUUCCGGCACAACGUAACGAAAACGGCAUAGAUUAUCAGCUGCCACCGCCCGAGGCUGGACCUUUAAGCUCGCAGCUUCAUCGCAGUGCCAAUGAAUUAGUCAAACACAUGGCACAAUUAAUGGAAGAAGCCAUCAAAGAAGCUGCUGAUUCCAAUUCCAACGAUACUGGCAACAACGUUGAAAGCCAUCAGGCUACGAUACAUUCCUUACGAUUGCAAAUCGAGCGAAUGCGGUGGCAGCAUCAACAACAACUUGCUGAACUCAAACACAAUACAGAUCGAACGUUACGAGAAAUGCGGGCGAGUCUGGAGGCUGAGAGAUUGCGAGCGAUCGAAGAAGUUCGAAAAGAAGCAGAGGAGGACAAGGCUCGCUGCAUCGAAGAAACGAAGUCGAAACAGUGGUGCGCGCAGUGUGGCCGGAAGGCACUUUUUUAUUGUUGUUGGAAUACGGCUUACUGCGAUCAUGUUUGUCAGCAGGCUCACUGGCAAUCACAUCAACGAAAAUGUGCUCAAAAACCUUCAAAUGUUUCUAACUCUCCCGGGGACUCGAGCAGCAAACAGCAACAACAAUUACAGCAGCAGGUGAUGCCCGAGCUCGUAGAGAGGCCCAGAGUCAAUUGGUAAAGCAAGCGGAAAAAGUAACUCCGACGUCGGGACGAUAGAAGAAGUAUCGAGAUCCGGUUUCCUGGCAUCGAACGUGGUCACAAAAAAUCUCAAAGUCCUGUAACGCUCGACGUUACUUGUCGAUGCACCAGUGACAAUUAGGACUGAGGAUCACACAUAUUCAAAACAAAACUAAAACACAACCAUCCACCUGACAAGUUCAAAGUCUCGAGAAAUCACAAAAACGAAUCUUUACAAUUCUUCCAACCGCAUGUAAAUAAAUGUAUAAAGUCGUUGUACAGUAAUUUCAAUCUUAUAUAUAUUAUAUAUAUAACACAAUCAUUCAGCUUCAUUUAUUGGGAUUUCGGGCUUUCACUCGGGUUCAUUAUACGUCAUAUUAUACUAUAGUGGUGCUGAAAUAGUUUUAUGUAUUGCGACAAUACAAACGAUUUCUUAGA
Venturia canescens is the source of this 4394-nucleotide messenger RNA. RefSeq names its product Zinc finger MYND-type containing 8 (gene Zmynd8). Gene Ontology annotation, cellular component: cytoplasm; nucleus. The transcript has 8 exons. NCBI's taxonomy places the organism in Eukaryota, Metazoa, Arthropoda, Insecta, Hymenoptera, Ichneumonidae. Bases 757 to 3957 code for a protein of 1066 amino acids. Gene Ontology annotation, biological process: regulation of DNA-templated transcription. Gene Ontology annotation, molecular function: protein binding; transcription corepressor activity. The record is from RefSeq and is a predicted model, not a curated record.